Messenger RNA from Guillardia theta CCMP2712, 2355 nucleotides. RefSeq lists its product as hypothetical. The coding region runs from base 1 to 2355 and encodes 784 amino acids. NCBI's taxonomy places the organism in Eukaryota, Cryptophyceae, Pyrenomonadales, Geminigeraceae. The record is from RefSeq and is a predicted model, not a curated record. The transcript has 2 exons.
AUGUCAAACAUUAGGAUUGUAAAACGAAAGGCCAAGGGCUUCUUCAAGUCGGAGGACCUUGUUACAAUCAAGGAUGCUGUCAAGCAUGCUCAUAGGAUCAUGUCAGAUGCGUCCAUACUCAUCCGAUCAUAUUACCUGCGAUGGUUCCAGAGCUCAUACCCUCUUGAGUCAGAUGGCAAAGAACUUGAGCUUGAGCACUUCCAUAUAUCCAUGGCCUGUAGCAUAGUCCAAGGCAUAACAAGGCCUCCAGUCCGUGGUGUUGGUCCUGAACGAUCUGCUAAGAUAACUAUCUUCAACGACAUGUUAGAUGAGCACAAGAAGCUGUAUGAACGUCUUCCGAAUGAUAAAGGGUUCGAAACAGACCUCUCUCUAUCACAUAUCUUAGCAUACUCUAUCGACAACCUCCUUACCGCGUAUAAAAACAACAUCGAGACCCACUUCUUGAAAUACACCAAACGUUAUAUCCUAUGUGACAUGCUGGCUAAGAAUAUGGAUAAGUCCGAAGCAAGGAGAGUGGCUGCUAUAUACACCAACGUUUAUAUGUACGACGCAACACUCGACCUACAACCAGAUUUGAUGCUAAAAUAUGGUCUCCAUGAUGCCAGCUACUCGUUCCUAUUUCCACCUAAGAUAAAGGAGGAUGCUCCUAGAGUUUAUGAUCUAAAGGCAAACCCAUGGGUCUAUCUGCCUAAGAUGGUUAUGAUAAAUCAGGCCUUAGAGACAGACUUCCUAACUGUGAUGCACAAGGAGAGGAGGCUGCUCAAUCCAUUGCCUUUCUAUUCAUCGUUUGUCCCGAUGCACAUACGGAUUGAUACAUCCGGCUUAUCGCAGCUGCUGAUGACUAAGGACCGUAUUGAUGACUUCAAGAGAUUUUAUCUUGCUGAGUUUGGAGUAAGUCUGAAUAUAUCAACCAAGGCUAAUAUGCUAGCAAGUUUUGAGAAGAUCUUUGGACGGAAAGCAACAUCGAACAGGGAGGCCGGGCUGUACGCAACAGAGAUGUGGAGCUUCUUGACAAACCUAAAGACGUGCCGACAAUGGAAGGAGCUUGACGGGGUGGUUCGUAAGAACGAUCCUAAGAGAACACAAUGGAUGUUUGAUAAUGCGGUUGUAACGGAUGGUGUGUCCAUCUCAUUCCAGGUCAUUGAUAACAACAUGUUCGGACGUAAGGUCUUCUCAUCCAAGAAGAAAGCAACAACAUGUGAGAAGGAUGAUGAACAAGAUAGCAAGGAAGUUACAAAAGAAGAUCUAAAGACAUCGAAGCUAUUGGGUUGUGAUCCAGGAAAGAGAGACAUCCUAGCCAUAACAGAUGGAGUCAAGACAAUCUGUUACACCAAGGGGCAGCGAGACAUGGACACUCAUAAGAAAACAAGACUGAGAAACAAUCUAAAGCGGCGCAGAGGGUGUCACCUAGAAGCAUAUGAAACACAGGUUAUGAACCGAUUCCAGAAACGAUCUUGCCAUCCCGAGAUGUUUCAACGCUAUGCCUGUUCCAGAAAGAGGAUGCAGGAAAGGCUGCUUGAGUGCUACUCUCAUCCAGUCUUUAGAGAGUUCAAGUUUUUGGUUUAUAACAAGACCAAGAGCUCCGAACAUAGGUUUAUGCAUAGAGUGUUUACAACAUUCAAACAACCGCAGACAAACCUGGACAAGGCAAGGUGUGCUUCCGGAUCUAUGCGCAUGAACGCUUUGAAGGAGGUCCAUAAGCACCAAGACAUAACUAUCGGAUGGGACAAAUCAUUCACCAUAAAAAAGAACACUGUUACAUACUAUUUCAACAAGUACAAUAAGUAUUUUGUAAACUCAUUGUUCAUUCACACAAAAUUCUUGCCAUAUGACCCAUCAUUCUUCACAAAGAAUGUUAAAUUUAUCAAGAACCUUUCUACUGAAAUCUUCAACAGCACUAUUAUCGAAUGUUUCAGAAGCAACGAUGCAAACAAGCUAGCACCACUCUUUCAGGAUGCUCCAAGGACUGAAAAACCCAUGCUGCUGUAUACAACGUCAAAUGACUUCAGAUCCUUCAAGAAUAAUGAUGUGUUUGAGAUCGACACAGCGUUCCCAAUGAAACUCAUGAUGUUUGAAGAUCAAUUGAGCAUGAACAUGCAAUCCAUUCGAUGCAGGCUCCUUAUUCCAAAGAACACCCCUUUGAUAGCUUUCAACAGUCAGGUGUACCUCAACGCUAAACAUAAAUUUCUUGUUAGAGAUAAUGCCAAGGAGAUCAUCUAUUACAAUGGAAAGUAUAUGAGCAAUUCAACAACAUCUGUUCCCAAAGAACAACCAUCAUUUAGCAGCAUCUGCCCCGCUGAUUUUAGAUUCUACAAAACAAUCACUGUCGUUGACCUGAUCCUUCUUGAAGACUAG